AUGGCAAUUUUGAGUUCUCAGAAGAGAGAAGAGAUGAGAAGAAAUGAAAGUUUUCGCCGACGCCCUCGAAAGAGCAGCAAGCCCUGUAGAGCUAGGACCAAUUCAGUUGCAGAUCAGUUUCGUUUUUGGCCCUUUUUGGUUGAAAAAACCGAAACACCAACCCAGAAAUCUUGUGUAAAUAAGGGCAAGAAAAUGAUCGGAUUAGCACUGCCUAAUCUUGAUCAAGAACUGCCCACCAAGAAAUCUUGUGGAAAGCUACGUGCUGAAGCUAAAACUAGCCAAGAAAGCCGAAAAAUCGAGAUCAUUUUCAAGAAAAAAUUAGUGAAAGCCAAAGCUCAAGUUUUUCCACCUCCAUCGGCACAACUUCCAAUUGACUUCAAGAAUCACAUGAGCAGGAAACUGGGGGCGACAAGGGACCCUGUUUUGGUGAUUGAGAAGAGAUUGUUUCCAUCUGAUGUUUCAGCCAAGCUUCACAGAUUGUCCAUACCAGUCAAGCAAGUUGCCAAUCACGAGUUCUUGACAGAAGGAGAGAGGAAAAGAUUCAACAAUGGGAACAAACAAGAAAAAAUUGAUGCCAUUCUGGUUGAGCCAUCACUUUCUGAAUCCAAAAUCAGGUUCAAGAAAUGGUACAUCCAUGAUUCUGGAAUGUAUAUUUUGACUAGUGGUUGGAAUGAUGUUGUGGAGAGGAAUGGAUUGAAACAAGGAACAUUAGUGCAGCUAUGGUCAUUCCGGAAAGAAUCCCAAUUGUACUUUGCUCUGAUUAGGCUCUAG
Molecule: messenger RNA, 771 nt
Organism: Coffea arabica (coffee)
Lineage: Eukaryota; Viridiplantae; Streptophyta; Magnoliopsida; Gentianales; Rubiaceae
Product: B3 domain-containing protein At1g05920-like
Molecular function (GO): DNA binding
Source: RefSeq, a predicted model, not a curated record